Molecule: messenger RNA, 3558 nt
Organism: Stereum hirsutum FP-91666 SS1
Lineage: Eukaryota; Fungi; Basidiomycota; Agaricomycetes; Russulales; Stereaceae
Exons: 22
Coding region: 1-3558 (1185 amino acids)
Source: RefSeq, a predicted model, not a curated record
AUGGACACAGACAAUAUUCAUAUACCCGACACCUACGCGAGUGUAACACCGCCUCCUGGGCCUCGCCAGGACUUCGGAUUUCCGGGAUCACCACCUCAGCCCGUGGCCGGAGCGAAAAGGGAACGCAGCAUAGAGCAUGACCCGGAAGAAGGCGCGGAGACAUUCUCAACAGUACGACGGCUGGAAGAUGGCGAUGUUAAACUGGCUUACACAGGACAACUCGCCGAUCGGGUGCGACAGGCUUACGCCAGUCUAGAAAGGGCCAAAUCCCGCCAGACCACCGUCAAUGAUUUGCUCAGAGAGGCUCGAAAAGAUUUGAGCUCCACUCAGAAACGCUUGCAGACGCGUGAAACGUUCCCCUCUGCCCAGUCCGCCUUAUUUACAAGUCAGACUGCGUUUGUCAACAGUCUUCUUGCGACGAAGCAUAGUCUUGAAAACUCUAUCGAUACCUUAGAAGACGAGAUUCUGACCUCAGAGCUCGAGAACGGGUGUGAAGACUGUCUUCGCCUGCAAGACGAACUAGACAAUCUUCUACUUGCUCAGAAGGAUGGUCGCUUUCGAUUUUCCCUUGAAAGUAUAGCUCUGUCGAAAGAGGUCGAGGAGUUGAGCUCUGCGAAGCCGGCCGACGAGACUCUCCUUCAAAUGAGAGCUCAGUUAGAGAACCUUCAAGCGAAUGUCAACACCGAAGAAGCAAAACUUCAUGCUCAAAAGACCAACAUAGAGGAGUUGAAAGUCAUGCACGACAAGAUAGCGCGUGAGGACAAUGAGUUGAAGGCGGAGAAGGUUCGGCUGGAUGAAGAAGUAACACAUUUGAAACACGCCACCAACUUAAUGAGCACUUCAAAGGAUCUCCGACAAGAGACAGAGGCACGGUUGAGCAAUGCUCGCCGUCAGGGGGAAGAGCGAAGAAAAGAGACUGAGAUGGCGCAGUCUGAGAAGGCUGCUUUAGUGAACGGUCCUUUGCGGAUAGAGGCCGCUGCUGCUAAGCAAGCUCGAGAAACUGCAGACAAUAUCGAGGCAGGGAUACAGAUGCUGGAGGCCGAACGGAAAGAGCUAUCCCAAGCGCGGUUGAAAUUACAGGAAAAGAUAAACCAAGCGAGGGAGACCCAAGAACGAGUCGAUGAGAAAGCGAGAGGAGAUAUUGCCUCGCUUCAAGCCCGCCUGCACGCUGUCAAGCAGAUGUGCGCUUCGAAGCGAGAGCAGAUGAAGGAAGCUGCAGAUACCGUGCAUGCGCUUGAGACGAAGACGAAGCAAUAUAUGGAAGAGAUAGGCACGACAGAAUCCCAGAUCAAGGACGUCACAGCGAGCACGGCAACACUUCGCAGAGAUUUGGCAUCGCUUGAAGCCCGCCGAGAUCAAGAGCUCGGCGAAGCUAGGAAGAUCGUUCAGGAGCUGAAAGAGGACGUUCGUUCUUCUGAAGAGGGUUUAAACACCAUCUAUCUUGACUCCUCGCAGCUUUCGGAUGUGAUCUACGCAUUGCAAUCGAAGCUGGACAGCCUGAAGGAUGAAGUUAACCGGGCUGGACCCUCAUCGCUUCCUGGAGAAGUAGACGCCGUACGCAACGAAGUCUCUGCUCUCGAAAACGAGUACCGGGAGAAUCAGCUCGAGCUUCUCUUCCAAGAGGCCGCUCGAUCAACCCUGGAGUCCGAUAUCGACAAGGUGAAGAGCAAGUUGUCCAAGCGUACAUCGGAGAUGGAUGUUGAUCCACAGGACGCUUCUGACGUUCCUUUGAGCGGAGCAAAUCCAUCGACGUCACACUCACGAACAAGAAGCAACGAGCCAACCACUCCUACGCGGCCGAGGGAUAGACGUGUGGAACAGAACAGAACGCCAAUAAAAGCGUCUAAUAUCGUUUUGGAAAGUCCUGUGAGGCGGCAGUCUGAUUGGGCAAAGAUAGCAAAGGCAGCAAUGUCCCCCCUACCGACUCGGGGAAGCAGGAAUCGUCGGCGUAGAGACGAAGACAGCGAUGAGGAUGAAGACCACAGCCGCAGCCGCAGGAAGCGAACUAGUCAAGGGCGUCCGAUGAGAGCGACAGGGAGUCGGAAGGCUACGGUCCAUGUUGAAACAGACGAGGACGAGGACGAGGACGAUGAGGAACAGAAUAGAAAUAUGGAUGUGGAUGUGGAGGACGAGGAGGAGGACGAGGAGGACGAGGACGAGGAGGAGGAGGAUGAGGAUGAUGGGCUGGAAGAUGGAGACGAUGAGGAUGAAGAAGAAGACGACGUUGGACGUACUCAGCGCAAAGCUCACCUGGCCACAGUUCGCGCGAUCGUUUGCAAAUACACGGGCAUCAAGAAGGAGCGAUUCGUACCCGACAUGAACUGGAUCGACCCCAUGUCUGUGCAAGCGUUCAAAGACGGAAAGCAUCAAGGACCUGUGCUCAAGAAGAACGGCCUCCUUCUCGACCUCCCUGGAGGCCUCACUUCCCCUUGGAACAAGGCGGCAAUCACGCUGCUCGCUCACCAAGCACGUUUGGCCUCGUACAAGCCUAAUCGAAGGGAGCCGGAGAAGGGCCAAGGCUACUUUGAAAAAACCGUGAGGGAGCGCCUGCGCCAUUUCUUCGACGCCUGGAAGUUCUACAGGCCUCAACUGAAACCGAACAGCGUGGAGUACGAGACCGAGAAGGAGGCGCAGGCUCGUUGGACGACAAAGUACAAGUGCAAGAAGGAUUUCGCUCGAAAGAAUGGCCGGAAGAACAGGAAAUUUGAACACAGGUUGGCGGCGAUCAUGGCUAUGCUCACACAGCACCGAGAGAACGGUGAUAACCAGGCCUUGGAGUUGUGGGAGAAACUCGGAUCGCUCAUCAUGAAGCUCACUAAGGACGGCAUGAGCUCGGACGAAAGCAGCUCUGAGAACGGCAUUUUCGUGUACCGCGUUCGUCUCGUGGCAUGGAGGAGGGAGAUGAACAAGGAGCUGAUGCUCGUGGACAAAGUCUACACAGACCACCCGGAGCUGUUCCAGGGCGCGGGUGCGAGACCGGUUCCACGGUUGCGAAGCAGCACAACUGUCUCUUUCAGCGCUCCGGUGCCUCGUUUGCCGAAGACGCUGUAUGACAAGAGGUGGAUGAAGGGACUGUCAGAAUACAAGCUGAUGGAGCUGGGCCCGACAGAGGAGAAGUUCAAGCUUCCGAUCGUGCGCGAAAAUUUCAGUUCUCGAAAGCUCAGUCAGAAGCCCAACCCGCGAAGCAGCUUCCGGGUUGCGACUUUUGGACUUGAACAUGGUCUCCGCGGUUCAUCGCGGCAUGUUCGAUUGACCACCCUCGACAUCGAAGAUUUGAGCAUCAGGAAGACUAGUCUUCCCGGACGACAUCUAUCAUUCUGUUCUCGGCGUCAUUCCGGAGCCGUCCUCUUCCUGGCCAGCUCUCUCCUCGACGACCCUGCUCUCUCCGCCCGUGGUACAUUCACCAUCUUGAAGGAUUCGGUUCUAGCCAGUGGCCCACCCCGAAAGUCCAAUCCGCGAAGCAGCUUCCGGAUUGUCGACUGGGGGCCCUGGGCCUCGCUCGAUGAUCUCACCGUGUCCGAAGCACCGUCUUGCGUCAUCGCCCACGCAAAGGCUUGA